Molecule: messenger RNA, 3979 nt
Organism: Meriones unguiculatus (Mongolian gerbil)
Lineage: Eukaryota; Metazoa; Chordata; Mammalia; Rodentia; Muridae
Gene: Cdhr4
Product: cadherin related family member 4
Exons: 19
Coding region: 74-2476 (800 amino acids)
Biological process (GO): homophilic cell-cell adhesion
Cellular component (GO): plasma membrane
Molecular function (GO): calcium ion binding
Source: RefSeq, a predicted model, not a curated record
GCUCUGUUUGAGCAACUAACCUGGCAACGGGGUUAGCCUGAGAAGCAGUCCUCGGCCGUUUCUUCAGGCUGCCAUGCUGCUGCUCAGGCUCCUGUCGCUUCUUCUUGCUGUACUUUUCUCUGGCCUCCACAGCCUGCCCUGGUCCAUAGAUAUCCUCGAGAGCCAAGGCCCUGGUAGCAUCCUUCAGUCUUUCACCUUCAACUGCUCCUCCUACACGCCCACCCUGGCGUUAUUCAGUGUGAAACCACCCACUGGGUUUUUCAACGAACCCAGCCUGCACCAGCAAAACGGAAUAUAUGUGGGAAAGGUGACCUUGAGUAGCUCCGCUCGGCUGGACGCCCUGGCGGUCAACCGCUACGAGCUGCAGGUGCAGUACAAAUGCGGCAACUUCGUGCGAGAGGUUCACCUCUUCGUUCACGUGCAGCCGAAGCCCAGUCAAAUCCAGUGUGCUGGUCCAUUCGCCAGCCCAGCUGGGGAAUUCAUUUAUGUACCAGAGACAGUCUCACCUGGGGCCCUCCUGUACACUCUGUUGCUGCCAGGCCUAGGACAUCAGAAAGCCCAGAUGAACAUUACCAGUGCUCAAGAUCCUCCAUUCUUCCCUGGGCCUUUCUCCAUUGAUGACCAGGGACUGCUGCGGGCACCAGCCCAGGGCCUCAGAGGCCAGGCCCAAAAGGCCUUCCAGCUGCGGAUUUUAGCGUCUGCGGGAAAAAGCGGAAGCUGCAAAGGGAUGCUGACAGUGAAGGUUUUGCCGCAGCCCUCCAGCCGAGUCUCUUUCUUACAGAAGGCUCAGAGUAUCACCAUUCCAGAGGAUCUGGUCCCCGGGAGCGAGGUGACUCAGGUUCAAGCUAGGGGAUUCAACUUACUCUAUGAAAUCAUCUCCCCGCUGCCUAGUUCACUCUACUCCAUUGGACAAGCUGACGGGGUAGUGCGGACGACCGCACCCCUGGAUUUGGCUCGUGCUCAGGGCGCAGUGGUCACGAAACUGCAGGUGAGAGCCUUUGAGAGGCUCCGGCCUUGGGCCAGCGCCGAGUCUGAGCUCACGGUUAAAGUGCGCGCGGUCAACCAGUGGCCCCCACGCUGCCAUCCAGCGCUACUGGUGACUCAGAUCCCAGAGACUGCGCCUGUGGGCACGGUGCUGAACGCUCUCACUUGCGUUGACCCCGACUCUGCUGGCGCCCCCCUCGACUACCAACUACGGUUUCACAGCCCUCCCGACUCUGCCAGCCUCCGUCUCAAUAACGGAGUCCUUGAGGUGAACACGACAUUGGACUGUGACGCUCCUGGGGCUUGCUUCCAGCAUGCAGCUUUCAUCUUGGUGUUCGAUGGUGGUCAGCCCCAGAUGACCAGACCCCUAGGGCAGGUGUGGGUACCUCAGGCCAGCUCCUUACCUGCUGAAUGGUCCCCAGCUGAGGUUCCAGUCCUGGUGACGGUGACACUUGUCAAUGAGUUCUCUCCAGCCUGUGUCGCACGCACGUUCCGGGUUCGGGAGGAUGCUGGGCCCCACACUCUGCUGGGCUCCAUAGCGGGCACGGAUGCGGAUUACCCUCCUCACAGCCUUGAGUACUACAUCUCUGGCAGACCCUCCACCUUUGCUGUGGAUCGUCUCAGUGGAGAGCUUCACCUCCUGGGACCUUUGGACUAUGAACAGCAGAGGUUGUACAGAAUCGUCAUUCUGCUGAUUGAUCACAGCCAAGACUGGGACCUCAACCACCGCCGCUCAGGUUCAUGUACCAUAACCAUUGAAGUUGAGGACGUGAACGACCAUGCCCCCGAGUGUGAGCCUCCGUUUCAGGAACUCACCAUCCACCCUCCCCUGGGUCGUAGCACGGAGGUGACCCAGGUGUCGUGCUGGAUCCCUCAGGAGCCACAGCGCUUGGCUUUCUCCUACAGCAUCGUGGGAGGGAAUAGCCAGAGCCGGUUUAGACUGCAAGGAAGCAUCCUGGUGCACAAUGACACUGUGCUGGGGCCCCCGUGGCCAGAGCAGCCCCGCACCUAUGAGCUAUUGAUCCACGCUGCUGAUGCGGGCCCUUCCGUGCCCCACCUUAGCACCACAGCCACCAUCAUUGUGCAUGUAGUUCCUUGGAAGGCCAGCACAGUGGCUACCAGCACCCACAGAAGCACAGUGUCCUCAACAAUGACACCCCUGAUUGUGACAGACGUAGAGGCUUUCUGGAAGCCAGAUCCCUGGUUUGUGAUAGUGUUGACAGCAAUUGGUGCAGUUCUCCUCCUGGCUCUGGGUUGGCUCGUCAGCAGGAUCCUUCAGGGAUUGGCCCAGUCGCUACAGGCACGGAGCAAACCAGCCAGGAGUGCUUUGUUGCUAAACAGAAUCCAGGGAAAUGAAGGCUCCAUUGAGAGGCACAUGGAGGCACCAAGAAUGGAGAUGUCCCAGGGGCAUUUUGAUGGCAGAGCCCAAGAUGUCCGUACAGGGAGAGAUUACCUGUUCAGCACGCGCACGGGAGCCCGGCGUUGGCUGUGAGGCUGAGCGGCAUGGGAGCCCGGCGCUGGCUGUGAGGCUGAGCAGCUGCUUCUCUGUGUGUGGAAUUCCCUUUUUACAUGAUCAUAGCCUGACUUUCCAAGCAGAUUUAGUAAUAAAGACUACAAAGAGAAUGCUGCCCACCUUGAAGUCUUUGUGCAGGAGAAGCUCCGAGAUCUGCGUUUCUUUGUUCUUCUUUGGAGAAAGUGUCACUCCUUGUGGGCGAACCAUGGAACAGUAAGAUUUUCCUCUGAAGAAGCAUUGUCUGAUGCCCUGAUAGAGACUGACACUUUAUAGAAGAAGCCCUUAUCUUAUUAUCUUUAUUAGUGAUGGAUAGACCCCCAGCUGUCUUGUCUAUUCAGAAAAAAAAAAAACAACUUUUUUUUGAGGCAGGGUUUCACUGUGUUGUCCUGGUUGGCUGGCUUCAAACUUAUAAGAGCCACUGCCUCUGCUCCUCAGUGCUGGAAUUAAAGGCAUGUGCCAUCAUGCCAGCAAGACUUACUUUAAAAUUUGUUGAAUAUUUGUUCAUUUUUUUAUUUAUUGAGAGACAGGGUUUUUCUACAUAACCUUGGGCUGCCCUGGAAUCACUAUGUAGACCAGGCUGGCCUUGACCUCACAGAGAUCUGCCUGCCUCUGCCUUCCAAGUUGUUCUGGGAUUAAAGGCAUGCACCACCAUUCAGAGCAAAAACUUCAUUUUAAAAACAUCAUUUCCUUUCUUUUGUAGUGUAAGCUGGCCUGGAAUUAUUAUAGGCACAUGCUGUCAUGGCUGGCUUGACACUAGUACAUAUGUGUACAUGCACGUGAAAGCCAGAGGACAAACUCAGAUGUCACCCUCACCCUGUUUGAGACAGGUCCUCUCACUGACCUGAAACUCACUAAGUAGGUUAGGCUGGCCAGUGAGGUCCAGGAUCUGCCCAUCUCCUUCCUAGCACUGGGAUUACAAGUGAGCAUUGUCAUGCCGAGCUUUUAUUUUUAAAAAUAUACUGUAGAUUCAGGGGCUCUCUCAUCAUUGUUGGUCUUUGAGGGUCCCAUCAGCUCUCAUGGGCAGUUUGCCAACCUUGUGUAGAGGUUUUAUUGGGAGGGAUCUGGAAUUUUGGCAUAAAGUUGCAGGGUGGGUGAGAGCCGAGAAUCUGUGUGUAGCUGGUCAUGGAGGGAUUGGUGAAAGCCUCUUUCUAAUGGUGGCUCCGUGACUUUGUAUCUGUUUCCACUGUUUCCUUAUUGCCUAGCUCUUCCUGUGUUAAUCUAGAUCAUUGCACAUAGCCAGGGGCUUUGUAACAGCCUGCAGAACAGAUUUUACUGUGUGCAGUGCUGACCCCAUGUCCAAUCUGACGUCAGGCUUGUCUCCAAGAGCACCUGCUGUCUGAGUAGAGGCUAUGCUUAACUGUAUUGUCUUCAAGUUUUCUCUCUCUCUUUUGGGUGUUCAAGACAGGGUUUCUCUGUGUAGCCCUUGCUGUUCUAGAACUUGCUCUGUAUACCAGGCUGGUCUCAAACUCACAAAGAUCCUUU